Messenger RNA from Pelodiscus sinensis (Chinese soft-shelled turtle), 2923 nucleotides. RefSeq names its product SH3 domain binding protein 1 (gene SH3BP1). Gene Ontology annotation, biological process: regulation of Rac protein signal transduction; regulation of actin cytoskeleton organization; positive regulation of GTPase activity. Lineage: Eukaryota; Metazoa; Chordata; Testudines; Trionychidae. Gene Ontology annotation, cellular component: cytoplasm; cytosol; intracellular anatomical structure. Gene Ontology annotation, molecular function: GTPase activator activity; protein binding. The record is from RefSeq and is a predicted model, not a curated record.
AGAGGAGAGAAGGAGAAGGAAAGAGAAGUGAGAGAAGGAGAAAAGGGAGGCAGGAAACCCAAGAGUGAGGGAAGCGGGGCAGGGAGGAGAGAAAAGGGCGGGAGUCCGAAGCCAAGUCAGAGUGAAGAGAAAGAGGGGGAGAGGAGAGAGGGAAGUAGAGAGAAGCGGGCUGUCUCCUCCCAUGACAAGUGCAGCUGGCUGGCGCUGAGUGGGGGGGGGUGGCCGGUGCUGUGCUCUCCUCUCCGCUCCCAAGAUGAUGAAGAGGCAGUUUAAUCGGAUGCGGCAGCAGCUCUCCUAUCCCAGCAACACAGGACGAGCCCAAGAAACAGCUGAGCUCCUGACUGAAGACUUGCUGCAGAUUGAGCAGCGAAUCGAGCCAGCCAAGCGGGCCGCGCACAAUGUGUCCAAGAGGCUCCAGGCAUGCCUGCAGGGGCAGUGCGGUUCAGAGAUGGACAAACGUGUGAAGAAGCUGCCCUUGAUGGCUCUGUCCAUCACUAUGGCUGAGAGCUUCAAAGAACUAGACACCGAUUCCAGCCUCGGAAGAGCUCUAGAGAUGAGCUGCUUCAUACAAAGCAUGCUGGCCAAGGUCCUGGCUGAGUUUGAAAUCACCUUGGAGAGGGACGUUCUACAACCUCUGAAUAAACUGAGUGAGGAGGAGCUGCCUGUCAUCCUGAAGCACAAGAAGAAUCUUCAGAAGCUGAUCUUGGACUGGAACUCCAUGAAGAGCAGGCUGAACCAAGCUGUCAAGAGCUCCAGUAACAGCGCUGGCCCUGGCCCUGGCCCUGGGGGGUCCUCUGCUGCCAUUAAACUGGAGAACCUGAAGGAUGAGGAAGAGGAGGUGAAGCGAAGGGUGGAGCAGUGUAAGGACGAGUACAUGGCUGACCUCUAUCACUUCUCCACCAAGGAGGACACCUAUGCUAACUACUUCAUCAAACUGCUGGAAAUCCAAGCUCAGUACCAUCGGAAGUCUCUGGAAUCCCUGGACACCGUCUUGGCAGAGCUAAAGGAGACCCAUGGCCAGGCAGAGUCCCCUUUCCCCCUGGAUACACCGGUGUUGGGAUAUUAUGGGGUGUCGUUGGAGACGCACCUGAGGACUUUGGAUCGGGAGAUUGCCCUCCCCAUAGAAGCCUGUGUCAUGAUGUUGCUGGCGUCAGGCAUGAGGGAAGAGGGACUUUUCAGGCUGGCAGCAGGGGCCUCGGUGCUUAGGAAGCUGAAGUGCAGCUUGGCCAGUGGCUCCAACGCACUGGAGGAAUUCUAUUCUGACCCACACGCUGUUGCAGGUGCACUGAAAUCCUACUUGCGAGAGCUGCCCCAGCCCUUGAUGACCUUUGAACUCUAUGAGGACUGGUUUAAAGUAGCCUGCUUCAAGGACCUAGAGGGUCGCCUACAGAGCCUCCAAGACACCUGCAGUCGGCUCCCCAAGGACAACUACAACAACCUGAGGUAUCUGAUCAGGUUUCUAGCCAAGCUGGCUGAACAUCAGGAGGUGAAUAAAAUGACCCCUAGCAACAUCGCCAUCGUCCUGGGCCCCAACCUGCUGUGGUCACAGCAGAGCGAAGGAGACCCGUUGCAGGCGCUAGACAUGGCCUCUGUGUCCUCCAUCCAGGUGGUGGGCAUUGUGGAAGCCCUGAUACAGAAUGCCAACACUCUUUUCCCUGGAGAGAUAGACUUUAACGUCUCGGGCAUGUUCACUCCUCCCACGGAGAUCAAUUCCAGUCAAGCCUCACCAGUGGAAGAGCCCUCACCUCAGCCCCUUCCUGCCAGCACCCCCUCUCUAACAGCUGGAGAAGUGAAAGACCCUGAGGUGCCCUCUGGACCAGUCUCUCCAAAAGUGACUAAAACUUCUCCUGAGGCUGCCGACUCCUUGCUGCCUCGGCCUCUGGCUGAUGACGCCUCACGCAAAACGAAGCGAGCUGCCCCAACCCGACCCAUAGUGCCCCCACCGCACGUGCAUUCUCGAACCACAAUUCAUCUGCCUCACAGCAGCCCCAAAGCCCUCCCUCGCCGACACAUAACUGGGUCCUUACGAGCCCCCAAUAUCCCACCUCCACUUCCACCCCAGCCUGCUAGACGCCAGAGUCGAAGUGCCCCGCUGUCCCCCAAACCCCCACUGACCCCAGACUCCAUGAGGGAUGAGAGCUCUGCAGUUAACCAACCUCCUGCGUCUAGCUACAGCACAAAACCCACUGCAUACUGCACCCCAGAGGCAGAAGGACUGGAGAAGCCAUCAUCUCCAAGAGGGCCAGGCUCUCCAACCAUACCCCAGCGAACGGGCCAGUCCCCAGACAAUGACUGAAAGCUUUGAAGACAUAAAUUCUCCUGUCUGCCUGCCAAGGAUCCAGAGAGGAGAGACUGGAAUUUGUGGCUCUUCCUUCUUUUCAAAAACAACCCAUCUGUAUCCAAAAUGACUUGGAGCUAUUUGAAGCAUAUUCAGGUAAAUGGAAUGUAUGCACUAAACUGCAGCUGAUUCACCCCAUGGAGACCAUGACUGAGAUGAGUUUCCAACAAAUGAGGUCUGGAUCCACAGGGUUGUUCUGAUGUUUUCUACAUUCGCAAUGUAAUAAUUUUGUACCUGUGGGACCAGUUUUGUCUCAAAUGAGUUCCAAUAAGCUCCUCCCACCAAGAAUCUCUGACCUUUACAUGAUGACAUUUGGAGUAGGAUUAUUUUUUUAAUAUGUUGCUGAUAAGUUAUUUGAAGACUUGGGGCCAAAUUUAUAAUUGGUGUAAGCAUGACCUAACUAACUUGAGUGGGUUGUGUCUGCUUUCAGUAAAGCUGAAUUUGGUCCUGGGAUUGCAUGGGAGAAAACCCAGUAAAACAAAUGCUGCUUUCUGUCUGUUGUGUUUUGCAGUGUCUUCCUGUUUCCUUUGGUAAUGUACUUUUAAAUAUAUACCUAUAUUUUAACAAAGAAGACUCAGCUUUGUC